Messenger RNA from Daucus carota subsp. sativus, 1542 nucleotides. RefSeq names its product pheophytinase, chloroplastic. Lineage: Eukaryota; Viridiplantae; Streptophyta; Magnoliopsida; Apiales; Apiaceae. The record is from RefSeq and is a predicted model, not a curated record. The transcript has 8 exons. The coding region runs from base 124 to 1233 and encodes 369 amino acids.
AAAGAAAAAGUAGACUACGUGGCAAGUUCUAGUGAAGUGGUGCUCACUUCUUGCUUCUUGUGGCUGUCCGAACUCUCCUUCAAGAACCUCCCCACUUCCCAGUUCUUACAUACGACAGCAUAUAUGUAUAUGGCAAGUACAAGUAACCCAAGUGUGUCACUGCCUGAACUCCCUCAAAGAUUUGUAAGAAAGAUUUCAUUUUCAACAUCUUUUGAUAAAACCCAUGUUUUUAGAAAGUCAAGAAAUGUUGUGAGGCCAAGAAUUGUUGAUGGGUGUGAAGCAAAUUUUAGGUUGAGGUGUUCUGUUGCAGAUGUUGAUUCUACUAAAGAGAAAAACACUCCUGCCCAUGUUGAAGUUAAGACUUGUAUUUGGAAAUGGAAGGGUUAUUCGAUUCGCUAUCAGUGUGCUGGGAGCAGUGGACCAGCAUUGGUUUUAGUUCACGGGUUUGGAGCAAACAGUGAUCACUGGAGGAAAAAUAUACCGGUUCUUGCACAGUCACAGAGAGUAUAUGCAAUUGAUCUUAUUGGUUAUGGGUAUUCAGAGAAACCCAAUCCUAGUGAUUUUGGAAGUGACCCGUUCUAUACCUUUGAGACAUGGGGUGCACAAUUGAAUGAUUUUUGCACUGAUGUGGUUAAAGAUGAAGCAUUCUUCAUAUGCAAUUCUAUCGGAGGACUUGUUGGCCUUCAAGCAGCGAUUAUGGAGCCACGGAUCUGUAAAGGCAUUCUCCUGCUUAAUAUAUCUCUUCGAAUGCUUCAUAUAACUAAGCAGCCAUGGUUUGGAAGGCCUCUGAUUCGAGCAUUUCAGAAUCUCCUAAGAAAUACUGCAUUGGGAAAAUACUUCUUCAAAUCUGUUGCCACCCCAGAUUCUGUGAAGAAUAUCCUUUGCCAGUGUUACCAUGACACUUCUCAAGUGACAGACGAAUUAGUCCAGGCCAUACUUCUUCCUGGACUUGAGCCAGGUGCUGUGGACGUUUUUCUCGAGUUCAUCUGUUAUUCAGAUGGCCCUCUUCCUGAGGAGCUCCUGCCUCAAGUGAAGUGUCCUGUUCUGGUUGCAUGGGGUGACAAAGAUCCAUGGGAACCAAUCCAACUUGGAAGAGCCUAUGGAGAUUUUGAUACUGUCGAAGAUUUUGUUGUUCUACCUAAUGUUGGCCACUGCCCUCAGGAUGAAGCACCACAGCUUGUAAACCCACUUGUGGAGUCUUUCGUUGCUCGCCAUGCUACACCAACAUACUAGUUUUCCCUUGAAGGCUAUAUGUCCAAGGGAAGGUCAGUUCACUACUCGUCUCCAUUGACAAUGAACAUACAAGUUCCAUGUCAGAUCCGUGGAUUUUGGAAUUGACAGUGUACAUUUUUGCUGUGCAAUCAGAUGACUAAUACAUAGUUUCAGCAUGUUGCUACCUUUUUAUCAUGUAAAUGAAUCCAUUACUAUCACUUUGCUUUAGUAGUGCUACAGGUACUCACCCUUAACGCGUCCCUCUGUCUUGAACUUAUUUAUAUAUUGAAAUUCCAUGCAUGCAGAUUAAACUUUGCUAAUUUGGUAUCA